CACGACUUCGGAGAUGCGGCCCAGAGAGCCGCCAGAGCCAAGGAUAAUGCUGCCGAGAAAUUUGCCGGCAUGAAGAAAUACGCCGAGCACGAGACUUCUGAUGCUCAGAAGGCUGCCGAUCAGGCCAUUCGUCAGGCCAGACAACAUGCUGCUGAUCUGAGAAAUCAGCUCAAGGAUAAGCUGAACAAGUGGAAAGUCGACACUAUCAAGACCGCCACCGAAGCAGAGGAAGCGACCCAGCACCUGAUCGACCACGCUCAGCAGAGAGUGAAGGAUGUAAGAGAGGAGACUGCCGAGAAAUUGAAGGAUUUGGAGGAUGAGGCUUCAAAUGUCAGAAAUGGAGCAAAUCAGCAGAUUGAUGAUAUUUUCGAAGAUGCAAAACAGAGAGCUAUCGGUGUAAUCAUGGAAACCGCAGAGACAAUGGCCCACCUGAAGGCAGCGGCCCAGAAUAUUAUCAUUGAUGGUAACCAGGAAGCCCUGGAUGCAGCGCUCAAUGCCCAGAAGAAGGUCGGCGACCUUAAGGACUUUACCCAGGUUAACAUGCAAGCAUGGAGGAGAGAUGCCGAAGGUAUUGCUGCCGGAGCCAGGGAUGACGCUCUACAUGCGGUUGAGGAUGCUGCCAAGAGGGCUGCUGAUCUAAAGAACCAAACCGCGCAAAAAUUGGCUGGAUUGAAGGGCGAAGCACUGAAAAUCGCUCAGCAAGCUAUUCAAGUCAUCUCACAUGCAUACGAUGAUGCCCUCAAGAGAUUAGCCGAUGUGGAAGCUCAAACUGCUGCCAGACUCGCUAACCUCCGAUCGCAAGUUUCGGGAGCACCCGGACAAGCUAGCCAGGAUGCCCUUCGUGCCCUGGCCGAAGCCGAAAGGAGAGCCGCUCAGCUCAAGGAAGACACUGCCAGGAAGCUGGCUGCCUGGAGAGCUGAGUCAGAACACCUGGCUGCUCAGGCAAAGGACGCUUCAUCUAGUGUGCUAGAGGAUGCCCGCAGACAAGCCGAAGAAAUUUUGAGCCAAGCUAGAAUGACUGCUGAACAGAUCGUCGGUGAUGCUGACGCACAGGCUAGAGCUGUAAAGAUCGAAACCGAAAAGGUCGCCCAUGUCGUUGGUGACGCUCUCGAGAAGCAGGUUGCCGGUGUGCAGGACAAGGCUGGUGAACUGAAAGAUGAAGCUGAAAAGGUAUAUUGCUUGGAAUAUUGA
Messenger RNA from Cylicostephanus goldi, 1191 nucleotides. NCBI's taxonomy places the organism in Eukaryota, Metazoa, Nematoda, Chromadorea, Rhabditida, Strongylidae. The record is from the annotation of a GenBank genome assembly.